Messenger RNA from Hypomesus transpacificus, 8596 nucleotides. RefSeq names its product AP-4 complex accessory subunit RUSC2-like. Lineage: Eukaryota; Metazoa; Chordata; Actinopteri; Osmeriformes; Osmeridae. Bases 423 to 5438 code for a protein of 1671 amino acids. Gene Ontology annotation, cellular component: cytoplasmic vesicle. The transcript has 13 exons. The record is from RefSeq and is a predicted model, not a curated record. Gene Ontology annotation, molecular function: protein binding.
ACGUAACAGCUCGGUCCAGCCCCUGUACAAGUCACUGCGUUCCCCGAUGCAGGCUGCAUCGCUUCACCCGGACAGAAAAACACAUUCCCAGUGGUAAGGAUUAUUUGCAUAAUGCAGCUAGAACUCGACAUAAGUGGAUACUUCUGAAGUGGCAAUAACGUUUGUCACCUGAGUCAACAUGUUCCUCUCUGACCCCAGGCUGGACUCGCCCAUCCUCUCCUCCCACAUCCCGGGCCCUGCAGCCCUGGGCCUGGCCUCCGUCUGAUCCUACAACCUCAACACCUCCUGGCCCUGUGCUACACCUCUCUCUCCUCCCAGCGUCCCCUCACCUCUCCCCCAGCCUCACCUCUCCCCCAGCCCCAGCCUCAGGCCCCUAGCCUCCCCCACCCCCAGUAGCCCACCAACAGAACCCGGGGAGGACCAUGGACAGCCCCUCCAAGUUGUCCGGGGAGACCCUUAUUGUGCACCACAUCCCCCUGGUCCACUGCCAGGUGUCGGGGGGACGGCAGGGGGGCUGCGGGGGGUCGCUGCGGAGGAGCAACCCCUUCAGCCCCCCGGAGAACCUGGGCCUCAGCCGCACCACCUCCCUGCCCGAGAGAGACGUGCUGCAGAGGGAGGCGCUGCUCUACAGCAGCCUGGUCCACGCCUCCUGCCGGCCUGGAGGAGGAGGAGGAGGAGGAGGGGGGAGGGGAGGGGGGAGGGGAGGGAGCACGGCCAGCGACGACUCAUCCUACACAUCGUCCAACUCGGGGGAUCAGCCAAUCACGGCUCACACGCUGCCCAGGACAAAGCCCAGGAACCACGGCAACCGUCUCCGUCACAACCCCUUCCUGCUUAACGCUGAGGACGACGAGGACGAGGAGGAGGACGACGGAGACAACCUCAACGGUUACCUGGAGGACUCCUCUUUCCAUCUCCACGGCAAUGCCAACUCCACCCUCGACGACGGGGUGCCUCCCUUCCACCUCCACGACCUGGGGUUCCACCCCGAGCCCUUCCUGCUGCACGGCACUCUGGGAAAGCCCUGGGGGUCCAGCAGCCGGGAGUCUCUCAGCGGAACGACCUCCGACCUCUCUGCCCACCUGGAGACCCUGGACCUGCUGGGAUUGGACAGCCAGCGUCGCCACGGCAGCAGCGGCUCCAACAUGUCGAUGGACUGCGGGGAGCAGGAGUGGGGCGAGGAGGAGGAGGAGGAGGAAGAGGAGGACCAUCCCAAGACAGGCUCCUGCUCCUCCAGCUGCUCUGCGCCUCGCUGCUCCUGCAGACCAUCCCGGACGUGCCCCCAACAUCCCGACUUCACAGAGCCCUACUCAGACUGCCAGCUGGGCUACGGCAGCGACUCGUCCUGCAACAGCUCUGACGGCGUGCUGGUUAAUUUCAGCGCCAUCUUCAACAAAAUGAACAACAGCGUCCCCACCAAAGUAGGGCCUGGACCCUCGCCCAACCUCAACAGCUCCGCUCAGCACUCCUGUGUCUCAGAGCCGGGUGGGGGGCGGGGCAGCUGCCAUGGGGGCGGGGCCUUCUACCUGGACCUCCACACUUCCCCCACCGAUCCCCCCCAGCCCCAGCAUGCCCCCUGCCCCUCCAACAACCUUCCUGUCUAUCUCCACGAGACCCCCCAUUCCACCACCUCCCCCUGCACCUGCUCCGCGCAGCACCAGGGGGUGCUGGACCUGGACGACAACUGCAACUCCUACCAGAAGUCGGGGGAGGCAGGGUCCUGCCUGCAGAGCCAGGCCAGGCUGGUGGUGGCCACCCAGAACUACUACAAGCUGGUGACCUGUGACCUCUCGUCCCAGUCCUCGCCCAGCCCUGUGGCCUCGUCCGUCACCAGCUGCUCUGACGAGCACAGCAAGGAGAGCCCCACCCCCACAGAGUACUUCCUGUUCAGACACCAAGCCGAGGAGGGGGGCGGGGCCAGGGAGGAAGACCAGGAAGAUGAGGACCGACAGUCACCGAAGCGUGAUGAAGAGGAGGAGGAGGAAGAGGAAGUGAGCAGGGCAAAGCGAGACUUGGCCAGUAGUGCUCCAGCCCCAGGUGUGAUCGAGGGUCAGGUGUACGUUAACAUCUCCCCUCCCAUUGGCUGCCGUGCCGACAUCGGGGGCGGGGUCUCCGGGGGGCAUACCCGUUCCCGUAGCUACGACCGCAGCCUGGCCCAUGCCCCGCCCCCCGGGCUGGGCCCUCUGGAGCGCAUGCUGAGUUGCCCCAUGCGUCUGAGCGAGGGCGCAGGCCACGCCCUCGGCCAGGCCACGCCCCUCAGGGUCACCUCCUUCGCUGAGAUGGCCCGCUGCAAGCGCCGGACCGGGGCCUUGCCCUUGCUGAGGACGGGGACAGACCCCCUGUCCUCCGGUCCCCCCGCCCCCUCCUCGGCUGAGCCCUCCCCCCCGGCACAGCAGCUGGACCCGGGCUCCACCCCGCCCCCCUGCCCCCUCACACGCUGCUACAGCCAGGGGAGCACCGAGGCCCGGGAGACACGCUCCAGGACUGGAGGCUCUCUGUCCUGUUCUCCAGACUGCUGCCCGGCCGUGGUGCGCUACAGCAAGGACCAGCGUCCCACCUCCCUCCCCAUCCAGCCCUUCACCUUCCACCACCAGUUCUCCAGGCCCCAGCCCAAGCCCCUGCUGCCCCUGCUCACAGGCUACGUGUCUGGGAUGCAGGCCCGCUCCGGCUCCGGGGGCUCUGGAGGUCCGGAGGGGUAUGAGGAAGCCGACGAGCCCCAGGACAGGCCUCGCUGCUCGGGUGCGGCGGCGGUGGCCCCCCCUGGCUCGGUCCGGCCCUCUCCUCUUGGGAGCUACUCCCCCGUCCGCCUACAGGGGGCGAUCAGCUCGGGGUCCUGCUCCACCUGCACCCCUAGCCCCACGCCCCCCCUCUGCCUCUCCUGCCCCCGCUCCCCUCAUGCCCAGACGGCCGCUGCCCUGCCCCCCCCCUCUCUGCUGGGUGUGUCCCAGGCAGAGGUGCCCCCCUCUCUGCCCCCUGUCCAGGGGUACCAGCGGGGGGCGCUGCCCAGCGCCUGCAUCAGCCCUGGGGGGCCCCAUGUGUCAGAACAGGCCGAGCACAGUCAAGGACCCCGCCAGCACCACGCCCAUCAUCUCUCUCCCCAGGCUCUCAAAUGGCGAGAGUAUCGCCGUAGAAACCCUCUGGGGGUGGAGAGGGCAGGCCACCUGGAUCCCCACAGGGCAGGGGGUGGGGCCAGGAGCCGCCACGCCCGCCGCAACGUGUUUGACUUCCCAGCAACCUCUAGCCGCUUCAAUGGGCCUUCAGUAAAGCAGCUGCAGCAGUACUACAGUGACUACCUGCCAGACUACUUCUCCCUGGCAGAGCGCCCCCCAGAGGAGUUCUGUCUAUCCCCCGACGCCUCCUCCUCUUCCUCCUCCGAGAUCUCUGUCGACCUGCAGCAGAUGAGAGGUUUGGUCAAAGCCAUCAACACUGCAAUAGAUCUGAUUGUUGCUCACUUUGGGACAAGUCGUGAUCCAGAUGUCAAGGCUAAGCUGGGGAACAGCUGGGUGAGUCCCAACGUGGGCCACCUCAUCCUGAAAUACUUGUGUCCGGCCCUGCGGGGGGUUCUGCAGGACGGCCUCAAGCCCCACGUCCUGGACCUCAUCAUCGGCCAGCGUCGCAACCAGCCCUGGAGCCUGGUGGAGGCCUCCACACAGCUGGGCCCGUCCACGCGUGUACUACACAGCUUGUUCUCUAAAGUGAGCCAGUACUCGGAGCUCAGCAGCCACAGCAUGAGGCUCAACGCCUUCAUCUUCGGUCUCCUCAACUUGAGGUCGCUGGAGUUCUGGUUCAACCAUCUUCACACUCAUGAAGACAUCUUGGCGGUUCACUACCAGCCGUGGGGUUUCCUGCCACUGUCGCAGGGGCCGUGCCAACCGCUGUUCCAGGAGCUGCUGCUCCUCCUGCAGCCCCUGUCGCUCCUCCCCUUCCACCUAGACUUCCUGUUCGAGCCCCGCCUCCUGCAGAAGGGGCAGGACCACCUGCGACGAAAGGAGUUGCUCUGCUCCGCCGACCAAUCAGCUCGCUCCACCUUUCAGCUCAUGAGGGGGUGGGGCACGCCCGUGGUCGAUGGGGUGGAGUCUGGCGCUGGGAAGAGGAAGAGGGCGGAGCUGAGACGAGAGGGGACAUUGCCAAGAAUGGAGGGGGCGGGUAGCAGGAUGGAGGGGGUGGGGCAGGGGGAGGAGCUUGCCAAAGACGGAGGCGGGAUGGAUUCCAUCGGGGCGGAACUUGUAUGGAAGCAGCCAAUGGUGGACGUAGAGGAAGGGAUCUCCACCUUGUGGAGGGAGAGAGGAUCCGCCGGGCCGAGAGUGAAGGGAGUGGGUGGAGAGAGUCACCAGGACGACAGGGAUGGAGAGAAGAAGAAGGACAGAGAGAGGGGGGUGUCGGAGGAGGGGCGUCAGAAACAGGAGCGCCAGGCAGGAUGGUGGUACCAGCUUAUGCAGUCCUCCCAGGUCUACAUUGACCAAUCAGCAGAGGGGUCGAAGUUCACCCGGAGUGAGAAGAGGAAGAAGUCGGCCGAGAGGCGAGCCAGCCAGCUCCCGCCCACGAGGGAGGGCGUGGUGGAGGGGGCGGAGUCCAGACCGGAAGGGGAGGAGCCCAGGAAGAGGAGCAGCAGCGCUGACUCUGCGGGGAGUGGGGGGAGGAGGUCGUGGAUGGGCAGCCCUCCGGACUCUGUCCUUUGCCAGGAGAAGCUCCAGGGGCCCCCAGGGGCCAAGCCCUCCACCGCCCCGCCCCAGGACCAGCCCUCCUCCGGCCGGCCCCAGGACCAGCCCUCCACCGCCCCGCCCCAGGACCAGCCCUCCUCCGCCCCGCCCCAGGACCAGCCCUCCUCCGCCCCGCCCCAGGACCAGCCCUCCUCCGGCCGGCCCCAGGACCAGGCCCACUCCCAGGGCAUGCGCUGGGGACGGCUGUUCGGCUCCAGCAUGGGCUCCUCACCCAGAGCAGAACACUCCAGGCAAGCCAAGACUCAAAGAAGCAGGCUGCCGUCCGGAUGGCUGAGUCUGGACAGGUCUGUUCUGGACCUGGUGGCCCAGACUGUGGGGGCGGGGUCAGGGAGGAGGGUGGAGCCUUCAGCCCCUCCCCUCGACAGCAAAGCUCCUCCCCCGCAACCUCAGACAGCACAAGCUGCAGAGACCAAGUCUCCAUGUGAGGUUAGGGCUCUGUGUCACCACAUCGCCACACAGCCAGGCCAGCUGAGCUUCCACAAGGGAGACGUCCUCCGCGUGCUGGCCCAGCCCGACUCCGACUGGCUGCUCUGCUCCCUGGGGGCCAGCUGUGGCCUGGUGCCCCUCAUCUACGUGACGCUCCGCAGCCUGGGGGACCCCCCGGGCCCCCCCCCAUGGCGGCCCGCACUGAGGGGAGGGAGGAGGGGAGGGGAGAGGUUGAAGGGAACACGGAAGCGCCUGAGAGGGGAAGAGAAAGAGACAGUCUGGAUGAUGUAGUCGUUGGAUUCGAGACUCCUACAGAUGUUUAAGAUGUUUGGGUGUGAUGUGUUCUACUGCAGGAUGUGAUGUGCUCUACUGCAGGAUGCGACGUGUCCACAUAGGAACGUGUCCACAUAGGAACGCAUGCAGGCACGACUACACACUUGCACCUGUGAGGAGAGUUCCUCUCAAGCAUGCACUCAUCCAAAGAGAUGACGCAAAUACACACACACGCGUGAACACACACACAUACACUUACACACACACACACACAGACCUGGAAGACUCUGCUCUGCACAGCUCUCAGAGGUCUCAAACUGUCCGUCAGAUUCUUUUUGAUAGAGUGAUACAAAGCAAGGAACCAUAUUAAAUGUAUAUAGUGUAUAUACAUAUAUACACACACACCAUACCUAGCUGUGCUUUAUCAUGCUGUGGACGCCAAGCCCCUCACCCGGCUGUGCUACAACAAUGCUAAGCUAAUCCUAAACAUCCAGCUUCGCGAUCACAAGAACAAACUGAGCAAGCAACUCUCGAGUCAUUCACCCAGAGUUCUCUAAACCCUUUAUAGAAUAGUCUUAGGAUGACAGUUGGUUUACAUAACAAAAGAUAAAUUCCAGUAGAUGUAGUGUGAAAAGUCCUGUAAGGGGUCUGAAGGGCCGGUGCUCUGAGGGGCAACCAGAUACACGCUUUCAGCUUCUUUCAUCUUCUCAUCAUUGUUACUCACGCUUGCUGCCAUGCCAACCAUUGGAUGGACGAAACAGAAGCAAGUGGAACCUGUCUCUCCCUCUCUUCAGUUGCAGUGUUUGGGUGACUGCCAGGUUAAACCGACCAAUCACAGGCAGAGGACUGUUGCGCAUGUGAGGAGACAACAUAGUUGUGGACUCCAGACUCCUCCCCUCAGCCCCCACAACCAAACCAAGACAGGCGAAUCGGCUUCCAGCUGCAGUGGACUUGUGUAUUUAAUUCUGACAUACAUACUAUACGUGCAUAUAUGACUUACACAUGUGGUGAGUUCUGUUUAUUUAUUGAAGAGUUAUAUAAUGUAUUUAGAUAUGCGUGUGAAUGGUUGGGAUGGAUACAGAGAGAAGGAUGUCUAAUGAAAGCAACAUAGUUUGGGAGUUGUUUUACAGGUGUUUGGUCGAGGUAUUUGACAGGUGUUUGGUGGUUGUGACCUGCCUUGUCCCUGUUAACGGCCCUAACCCUGGGGUACCCUUUCCCCCACAGCGUCUACCAGACUCCUCAGGUGUGUUUCUGGAAAAUAAAGAGUUUAAAGAUGUUUUGUGGAAGCUGAUGAGAACCUCAACCCGUUCUUCACUGGCUGUGUACGUUACCUGUGAUGUCCAGGUGUGUACGUUACCUGUGACGUCCAGGUGUGUACGUUACCUGUGACGUCCAGGUGUGCUAUGUGGCCUUAGGUUCAGACUGAGAUGUACAGAAAAUAUACCGUAACGCUGGGAGCAAUCCUAGAUGAUGAUUAUUGAGGGUCGUUACUGAAAGACUUUCCUCGUAAUAAUACACCACUUAACGGGCUAGCGAACGUUUCUUUGAGGUUUCAUUGAGACGGUAAUCUAGUCAGUAAGUUCAAUAAAAUGACAUUUGUUUUCCUUUUUCUUUUUUUUCUUUUUAUAUAAUUUUUUAACAUUGCCUCAACGUUACUGAUGAACUGUAAAUAUGGUUUAUUUGAAGGGUUCAUUUCUGUAAGAAAAGUAUAGAGAUUGUUAACAUUAAUGAAGUUAUAUGUGUUUGCAAAUGUUCCUUGAUUUGACGGGUAGCCUUGAUGCUAACUUCCUGGAAGCAGGCCAUGGGAGAGUCUGAGAGAAGGUUCGCACUCAGUAGUCUAUGUACAUGUAAAUAUGAUUGGGACUGGAUGAACUCACUCCUCAGUAGAUAUAUACCGCCCACCCGCACCAUCGAACGGUCAUCUUUUGUGUGGCGUAGCUGGUAAAGAGGUCUUUACGGAGGUGAUGUUUGCGGUCAGAGAAUCAGAGGACUCUGGUUUGAAUGCCAGAGUGAGGAAAGAAGUGAUCUUGACGAGCAACGACACGCACGUUCCAGCGCGUUCUGCUCUUCAUGACAUCCUCAUCCUCAUCAUAUGAGAUCAUAUGGGAGCUACUGAUCAACAAUUAAGAACAAUUCAAAUCCAUUGGUUCCGAUUGGUUACAUGUUUAUUAUUUUUUGCCAUACUGCAGUGUCCUGCCAGACUCAAUGUGUUGGCUGAACAUCUGUACAGUGAGCUUAGCUCAAUCCCAUUCUCCCACAGUCAUGGUUUGUUCAAAGGACAAGUCUACACGGCGAUAAUGUAUUUUUGUGCAGUUGUAGCAAGGGGUUUCUCUCUCUCUCUGUCUCUAUGUCUCUCUCUGUCUCUCUGUCUCUCUCUGUCUCUCUCUGUCUCUCUGUCUCUCUCUCUCUGUCUCUCUCUGUCUCUCUGUCUUUCUCUCUCUCUCUGUCUCUCUCUGUCUCUCUGUCUUUCUCUCUCUGUCUCUCUCUCUGUCUCUCUCUCUCUGUCUCCCUCUGUCUGACACUUUGCUUCUGCUUGUACAGUACCUGUAGCAGCAGUGGCUCUGCUGCCCUGUGUGUGUCCAAUGCUAUAUGACCUGUAUGACAUUAACAACCUACUAUGGACAUUAUUAACAAUAACAAAGUGCUCUUGUGAUCACAGUUCAAACGACUCCCUCGUCUGUUACCCUCAGUACAUCUUGUAUUCAUAUGCUGCUGACACUGUUUCCUGUCACAUGUCCGUCUCUGUUUCCGGUCACAUGUUCCUGUUCCUGAAGAACAGCAUGGAAGUCUGUAGCAAACCCUACUGGGUGCAUAGUGGGUGCUUUUCUCCAUGGAUACACAGUGAAGUCUGUGAUUUAGAUGACGUUACAAAAGCAUGUGUUUGCCCAGGAUUAUGACAUCAGCAAAUGACAUAUACAAUGACAAAGCUCAAAGACCACAGAUGGAUGAAGGGAAACAAGUCCUCAUUCGGCCACUAUAUGGGGAUACUGCUCCUAACCAGCGCUCAUGGUUAGCUAGAGGUCAGGAUGGUGGUGCUGGAUCUUGGUGUCUCCUAGACCCCAGGAACAUGAACUCUACCCAGGGGUGUGGGCGCUGACUGGAGGGAGAAGCACUGCAGAUCAUUUGGUGUUUCUUUUACAAUGAGUGACACAUGGAAAUGUUUAAACAGUAAGUAU